Messenger RNA from Vigna radiata var. radiata (mung bean), 645 nucleotides. RefSeq lists its product as uncharacterized. Lineage: Eukaryota; Viridiplantae; Streptophyta; Magnoliopsida; Fabales; Fabaceae. Bases 1 to 645 code for a protein of 214 amino acids. The transcript has a single exon. Gene Ontology annotation, molecular function: zinc ion binding. The record is from RefSeq and is a predicted model, not a curated record.
AUGAACUCCGUUUUAAAUGGAGCACGUUCAUUACCAAUUUGUGCACUCAUCAAAACAACAUUUGAGAGGACACAAUCAUGGUUUCUUGAACGAGGACUAAAAGCACAGUACAUGCUACAAGCAGGCCACCAAUUUCUCGCCGACAUUAUUAGGAAAAAUCAACAAAAAUCAGCAUUUUGUCAUGUUCAUUGCUACAACCGUGAAAAUUCAGAAUUUGAUGUUCAAGAAAUUUCAACACCUCACCAAUAUCUCCCACAUCCAAUUUCCUAUAAGGUCAGGCUAAAUGAAUCGUGGUGCGAUUGUGGUAACUUCCAAGCUACUCGUCUCCCAUGUCAUCAUGUCAUUGCCAUUUGCACAAAUUCGCAUAUACCACUAACCCAAGUAAUUGAUCCAGUGUAUAGCCUUAAUAACAUUUACAAGUCAUACGAAGUACAAUUUCACCCAAUCCAAAAUGAAGAUUAUUGGUCUGCGUAUACAGGUCCAAAUUUCAUACCAGAUCCUCAUAUGCGACGCAAGGCAUCCGGAAGACCGUCUACAAAAAGGAUUCCUAAUGAGAUGGAUCAAUCCACUCCAAAUCAGCCCAAAAAAUGCUCUUACUGCCGCAACGAAGGUCAUCAUAGGGGAAAUUGUCCAUUUCGUCAAUAG